AUGUCCUCUCGAUCACGAGCUUUAAUUGGGAGUCACCCCUCCCAGACUCCUACACGAUUUACGCCGUCUACACCCCAUGCCAUCCGCGCCCUUCAACAGCGCAGCGGGGCAAAUGCGCGCUCAGUGCGCAGGAGAAGAGCAGUCAGCGACACCGUCCGACCAGACUCAGCUAGGGGCAUCUUGAGACAAUUGGCUAAGAUUACUGCGCCUGUUACCAGAAAAGUAGUGCCUACACCUGAUACAGCGAGGGGAAAAGAAAACAAAACGCCGAAGGUUGGAAGACCUGUGGAUGAUGGACAGGAUGAAGAGCAGAAUGUCAAAAGACCACGCUUGACUUUGGAUAUCGAUGAAAGCCUGGAGAGCAUUGAGAUCCCCCAACCUGGGGACGACGAGGACAGUGAACUCCCGGCGGCUCCUACGCCUUCCAUCCUCCCGGAGGACGAUGGCGGCGAAAAUCACGAUCCAACAUUUACACUCAGGUCAAUUGAUUACAGGAAACAGGCGCAUUCGCCAGACAAUAGCCGCCGUAUCUCGAGACGUUCUUUUCCUGUGUCAGAUCCUGUCGGACAGGUCAGCUUUAAUGGAGGAGACGAGGAUUCAACAUUCCUGUCCGAGAGAGGCAGAAGGGCCGAAACAGUUGAGCCAACAGAAAAUCUAUCGCGUUACGACUUUGGGCUCAUCGACAUGGAUGGAUUCCAUUCUGAGCUCGAGAUCAGAAGAGAGUCACAUUACCAGGGUCUCCCCAAAAGUCCGGAGAAAAUCAGGAAUGACCUUGUGGAGCUCGAUCCGAACCACCCAUCUCCUAGGGAAGAGGGAGGGGAAACUGAGGCUUUGAGGGGCCUCCAAUAUCUUCAGAGAUCUCCAUCCUUAGCACCGCCUGACGAGAGCACUAUGCACAUCCCAGCACUCGAUGACUCGAACUUCCAAUUGCCUGUCCCAGACGUGGAAACCACCUCAAAAUAUGCUCAAGGUGCUGGAGAAGCAAAGCUUGUCGAAACAUCACCAUCAGUGGAUCGUCAACGUCACUCACAAGAAGUCUUCGAGCGAGAAGCAGAACCUGAAGAUGGACAACCGUCCAACCAAUCCUUGGUAGACGAAGAAGAGCUACGACCAGCGCCUCAGCAGCACCGUCGGAAAAAACUAAAGCUGACCCGCCACGGCGAGAUGGUACCGUCGUUGCCCUCAAGCCUGAUUAGACGGGUAGCCACUGAAGCACAAGCCCGCCUCGGCAAUCGCCGACCUAAGCUCGGAAAGGACCACAUACAAGCCCUUGAACAGGCGACCGAAUGGUAUUUCGAGCAAAUUGGCGAAGACCUGGAAGCUUACUCAACCCACGCGCGCCGGAAACGCAUCGAUCAGAGUGACGUCCUAAUGUUGAUGCAUCGGCAGCGGUUACUCCAGAGCGAUGGGGAGCUUCUGAAAGCUGCAAAAGAGUUGCUUCCCAAGGACGUUGCGGCUAGCUUGGAUCUCGAGGAGUUGUCGGAUCACUGA
Molecule: messenger RNA, 1491 nt
Organism: Fonsecaea multimorphosa CBS 102226
Lineage: Eukaryota; Fungi; Ascomycota; Eurotiomycetes; Chaetothyriales; Herpotrichiellaceae
Exons: 1
Coding region: 1-1491 (496 amino acids)
Biological process (GO): replication fork processing; resolution of meiotic recombination intermediates
Cellular component (GO): FANCM-MHF complex; Fanconi anaemia nuclear complex
Molecular function (GO): protein heterodimerization activity; chromatin binding
Source: RefSeq, a predicted model, not a curated record